Trametes versicolor FP-101664 SS1 is the source of this 1368-nucleotide messenger RNA. RefSeq lists its product as uncharacterized. NCBI's taxonomy places the organism in Eukaryota, Fungi, Basidiomycota, Agaricomycetes, Polyporales, Polyporaceae. Bases 1 to 1368 code for a protein of 455 amino acids. The transcript has a single exon. The record is from RefSeq and is a predicted model, not a curated record.
AUGAUCAUGGACAUGCUCGACCGCCUCCCGUAUGAUAUCUGGCACAUCAUAUUUCAGCUAGCCUGUACCGAUGGUGGCAGGACCGGCUGUGCCCUAGCUCUCACCUCCAAGGCAUGCCGCCGGGCAUCCUCGUCCGCCCGCCUCAACUCUGUGCGCCUCCACAGCCUCCGCCAUGUGCGGAACUUCCUCAUCUGCCUCGAACGCAUCCGCCGUUCCACGGGCGAGGACCCGCCCGUGCGCCACCUGCUCUUCUUCCUUUUCCCCGAAACAUGCGACGCCCCCGUGCGCGCCUUGCGCGCGCACUGGACGGACUACGCGCGCAACGAGCGCGCGAUGCUCACGCAGCUCGUCAACGAGCACCGCGAGUGGAACGCGAAGAAGAUCGCGUGGAACCGCGCGUUCGUGCUGCACGUCUCCGCGCUCCUCGCGCGCGUCGCGGACACGCUGCGCACGCUCCUCGUGCUCCAGAGCCGCGAGGUCCGCCUCCCGCUCGUGCGCUGCCGCCUCCCCGCGCUGCGCGAGCUCACGCUGCUCGGGGACGACCGCAUGUUCGUGCGCGUGCCCCGCCCGGGCAUCCUCGUCCCGCGCGAGGGCGAUGACUCAGACUUCGCCCUCUACGACGUGCCGCUGCCCAGCGCGGACGGGCCCGAGGGCGCGCCGUUCCCCGCUCUGCGCCGCCUGCACGUCGUCUACGCAUUGCCGAAGCUGCACCCCUGGGAGGACACGCUCCCGCGCUGGGCCGCGCUCGCGCCCGCGGUGACGCACCUGCGCAUUUCACAGGGUAGCGCACAGGUGGCGCAGAUGAUCCGCGACAUGCUUGGGCUGCCCCCGCCUCUGGUACCACUAUCAGGCCUGUCUGGCGGUCGAAACGCGGCCGAGGACGGCGAUGGGGAUAGCGAUGUUCCAGGGUCCCCGGAGUCAUCUGCGGUGGCGGGCCCGACAUACCCUAGCUUGCGACUGGUGAUCGUGCAGCUGAGCCGCGCGCCGAAGUGGGCGAGCAGCGCUACGGCCGCGGCGGUGCUUGCGCAGAGGCGCGAGGUCGAGCAGGUCGCGGAGGCGUGUGCGGAUGCAGAUGGGGGCGCGUCGCAGGCGUGGGUGUCGGUUCUUCGGAGUCGUCAGUACGACGACGAGUACUGGCCGCGGCGGUUGUUGCGGGAGUGGCGGCAGCGGAUGUCGGGCGGUGGGGGCUGCUGGACGGAGGACGAGUACUACGAAGACGAGCGGUGGGGUGUGUCCGAGGUCGGGCCGCUGCCGAAACGCGAAGGCCCGCUGACGCUCGACUUGCGGAACGACGGCCCAGAGGAACGAAAGGCGGCAAAGAAGUGGUGGCAGGCUGUGUUCUCGCUGAGAAAGCGCAAAGCUCUAUGA